Molecule: messenger RNA, 1092 nt
Organism: Marchantia polymorpha subsp. ruderalis
Lineage: Eukaryota; Viridiplantae; Streptophyta; Marchantiopsida; Marchantiales; Marchantiaceae
Source: the annotation of a GenBank genome assembly
GCCGCGGAGGUGGCCAUGUCUAUCCUGUCGAGACAACUGGUCCCUCGUUCGGGGAUUGCGUGGCGGGAUCUUCCGGACGUUCGAGCCUACAGGACGAGCCUGAGUACGUCUCAGGAGACUGGAAACUCGGGGGGGAGCCAUGACAGUUGUUCAAUUGUUUCCCAGGCAGACUGGAACCAGCUCCAGCGCUCGCCCGGGAUUUAAUUCAUCAUGUUUGCAACCGUCCUUUGUCACGAGAUCGGCCUCCUCAGUCAAGUUUCCGACGACAUUUGCUCGUCAGAGUUCACAGACAUCCCAAUUUCGCCGUUCUUCGCCUCGUUCCUUAAAAGUUAGUCAUGAAUUUCUCGAGCCACAGCCACAGCUGCUCGAAUCCAGAUUCUCAAUUGAAACUGAAGUCUGUUCGAGUGGCAGAGAUGAACGAGGGUGGCACUCACGGUUUAGCACUCAGAAAAUUGAGCUCAACAGCUAUGGAGCAGCAGAGGUUCUAGCCUUGGGAUUAGCGAGUGGAAUUCUUUUGUUUCCAGAGCAUUCAUGGGCCGUGGACAUGGAGGUGGGGACGACUGCCCAAGGCCUCAUGGGCUGGGCUGCCAAUGAACCAGCAAAUGCUUUGUCCUUGCCAACCUGGGUGAUCCAUGUCGCCAGUGUUGCAGAAUGGGUGACGGCGAUGGUGCUAGUAUGGAAGUAUGGAGAUAUGCCAGGGAAGUCAUCUUGGAAGGGCUUAACUUGGGGCAUGGUACCUUUGCUCGGAGGAGCAAUGUGUGCUUGCACUUGGCACUUUUUCUACAACGAUCCGUCACUGGAGGUGCUGGUCGUUCUGCAAGCCUUUCUGACGGUUGUUGGAAACUGCACGAUGUGGGCGGCUGCAUAUAGAAUCUGGAAAGCCUCUCAGGAGAAGGGAUCUGUCGGAUAGACAGGUCUGUACUCGCACGACGUCUUUUGACAGUAUAAAAGUUCACCGUAGGGAAAUGUACUCUUCCUUAUCAUGUAAACACAGCGAAUCAUACCACCAUGACCUUAUGUUCACAAUCUUGUACAAUUGGUUCAUCUUGCAAUGGAAGCGAUUCAAGCGAUACUUCAGUAUGGCUGCUUGGC